AUUUAUUUAUUAAUUUAUUUAUUAAUCAUUCAUUUAAAGGCAAUAAAUUUAGAAAGAGUAAAUGUUGUAAAUGAUCCGGCGAUGUACAAUCUAUUCUACAAUAGUUAAUGGCAUUAUGGUAACUUUGAAUUGAAGAUUGAUUCGUAUCUAAAAAAUUGAUUCGUUGUAAAAAAUUAACCAUCCAAAAAUCAAUUCGAAGGAAUCGAAAAUCGCCUUAAAAAAUCGAUUCUUAUGUUUGAAACAAUGAGAAUUUGUCGGUUAUUGUACUCAAAUAAAAAAAUGUUUCAAACAUGUAUAUUUUUUGAUUUGGAAACAACUGGAUUAAUAACAAAAUGCAUGCCAAAAAUCACAGAAUUAUCAUUAAUAGCAGUAUCAAGAAAUGCCAUAUCUGUUGAAACAGGAACCUUACCAAGAGUGUUGAGUAAAUUAGUUCUACCAAUAAAUCCAGUCAGAGAGAUACCUAAGGAAAUUGAAACAUUAACAGGCUUAUCAAAUGAAAGUGUAGACAAUGUUGGAUCUUUUACUCGCGAUACAUAUGAUUUAAUCAUAAGUUUCAUAAAUCGACUCACACCACCAGUUUGUUUUAUAGCUUAUAAUGGAAAUAAAUAUGAUUACCCUAUAUUAUUAUGGGAACUUGGAAAUAUUAAUGUGGAUGUCGAUAAAGCAAUUCUUAGCAUUGACAUGAUGCUUUUAAUUAAAGAUUAUUUUAAAAAUGUACAUUCUAUAACUGAUGAUAGUAUUACAAGUGGCGCUACUUGUAUUUCUGAAGAUAUUGAUAUUUUGUUAAAUGAUGGUUGUAAUGAAAUGUUAUCAGAUGCAUUAGACAAUGUCAUGCGUGACAACGAAGGAGGUGAUACCUGUUCUAAUUCUCCUCGAAUCAAUUACUAUGAAGAACAAUGGAAAAUUAAUGAGAGAACACCUGAAAGAAGUAUUAUUAAACAACCUAAUAUAAAAUCGACGAAUAGAGACUCUAAUAGAGGAAGGAAAACAUUACAUUUUAAAAAUAGUAAACCAAGUAAUUUUAAAUUACUAAGUGUCUAUAAACAUUUCUUUGGUACUGAUUCUCCAAAUGCACACACUGCUGAAGGAGAUUGCCUUUCUAUGAUUCAAUGUGCAAUUCAGAUAAAACAUUUUUUUCUUGAAUGGGCUGACUUUAAUGCAGUACCUAUGAUUAAUCACAAGAAACAAGGAUUCUAAUAUAUUUUACACGUCUUUAUUUUGUAUACAAUAAUUGUACGUAUAUAGAGUACCUUCGAAAAAACAUUUACAAUUAACAAGUUCAGUUAUAUAUGCAUCUAGAAAAUGGAGAACAACUAAUCUCCUAAAGAAGAAUAUAAAAGUUAUUAACCUUCUCCUCGUCAAAAAAUGCUUCCAAAUACAAAAAAUCUCAGUAAAA
Messenger RNA from Megalopta genalis, 1396 nucleotides. Its product is annotated as three-prime repair exonuclease 1. Gene Ontology annotation, cellular component: cytoplasm. Gene Ontology annotation, molecular function: nucleic acid binding; 3'-5'-DNA exonuclease activity. Gene Ontology annotation, biological process: DNA catabolic process. The record is from RefSeq and is a predicted model, not a curated record. NCBI's taxonomy places the organism in Eukaryota, Metazoa, Arthropoda, Insecta, Hymenoptera, Halictidae.